ACCAAGUGUCUGUCCGCUGCAGAUCUUCCUGCAUUUCGCUGUAAUUUUCUAAUGCUCUACUGCUCGAUGUCAGAGUCCUCACUGCAUCAAUGACUUCCCCACCAUCGAGGUAUUGCUGCCCGCAGAGUGCACCCUUCCUCGGGCGAAACAGAUGGAAGUCAGAUUCUGCGAGAUCCGCGCUAUAGGAAGAACGAUGCAAUGAAGUUCUGUGAGCAUCUCUCGGGCGGUGGACGACUGUGCCGGCACUACCAACACAGACGUCCACUUGAGCAGCGAGGUGUUUGAUGGUUGUUCCGUCCAUCACUUCGAAUCAGACUGUCCGCACGUUCCAUAAUUGCCUGGAGUCACAGCAGCGUGUGGCCGGCCGGUACCUAGGAGACCGGACAGUUCUGCGCGGCCUAGUGGCCAUGAAGUUGGAAGCCUCGCCCAACGACUCGCCGUGCUUUUGUUCACUGCCAGGUGUCGUCCUGCAAGCGCCUCUGAACGCCUGCGGCGCUCUCGUUUUCCGCCAGAAGCAGCUCCAUGACAAUUUGAAGGCCACGCCGCCCAACGACUCGCCGUGCUUUUGUUCACUGCCAGGUGACGUCCUGCAAGCACCUCUGAACACCUGCGACGCUCUGGUUUUCCGCCGAAAGCAGCUCCACGACAAUUUGAAGGCCACGUAUGGCGCCGCCACCUAUCGCAAGUUUAUAAAACUGUACGGACUGACGGCGCCGUCAGGGAUUUUCUCUGCCUUGUGAUGACUGGGUGUUGUGUGCUGUCCUUAGGUUAGUUAGGGUUAAGUAGUUCUAAGUUCUAGGGGACUGAUG
Molecule: messenger RNA, 809 nt
Organism: Schistocerca cancellata (South American locust)
Lineage: Eukaryota; Metazoa; Arthropoda; Insecta; Orthoptera; Acrididae
Exons: 2
Coding region: 285-740 (151 amino acids)
Source: RefSeq, a predicted model, not a curated record